Molecule: messenger RNA, 1959 nt
Organism: Scatophagus argus
Lineage: Eukaryota; Metazoa; Chordata; Actinopteri; Scatophagidae
Gene: rsrc2
Product: arginine/serine-rich coiled-coil 2
Exons: 10
Coding region: 158-1423 (421 amino acids)
Source: RefSeq, a predicted model, not a curated record
GCCUGAAUGUAGGGGUUUGAAGAGGUAAAACCUGGCAACCCACAGCUAAUUAGCAAAGCUAGACAACGGCUGUAGCGGCAUAGCAGCUAGCUAAUGCUGUGUUCGUUUGCACAGUCAACAAAACAGCCGUGUUACAUAUUCACUAUCCUUCAGGAUUAUGUCGACAAGUGACAACGACUCGGUGGACUUGAGCAGAGCAGGUUCCCCAGUUCACCAUAGAAAAAAACAUAGCAUGGAGUCAUCCAGAUCUCCCAGAAGCUCCAAACACCACCAUUCACGGUCAAGGUCACGCUCCAGGGACCGAAAACGUGACAGAAAAUACAGACGGAGUCGCAGCAGGAGCAAAGAGGCACGAAAGAGAGACUCCCAGAAGCCAUCCAAAUCACAUAGAAAAACAGAUGAGCAUGACGAGCCAGAGAGACUUUCAGUAGACUAUGGAGAGGAGCGAUCCAGACGCAAAGAUGGGAGGUCUUCCAGGGGCCGGAGCUUGUCCAGGUCACACUCGCGCGAGAGACGGCAUCACAGCAGAAGUAGAGACAAACGACGCUCACGAUCGCGCAGCCGGGACAGGAAGAAGAAGGCGAAGUCACGCUCAGGUUCAAGGACCAAACACCGUCAUCAUAGCAGAAGUCGCAGUAAGAGCAGAGAGCGAAAGAAAAGGAGUGAGAAAGUGCGCAGAAAGAGUCGAAGCAGGUCUGUUAAUUCCCCUGCCUUCCGGGGCCGAAACACAGCUAUGGAUGCACAAGAGGCCCUGGCCAGAAGGCAAGGCAACAGCUUACAGGCCAUUUACAAUAUGCAGCUGGAGAGAGCCAAGAAACUACAGGAGCAGAAAGAGAAGGAAAUGUUUGAGAAACAGCAGCAGCAGCAGCAGGAGAUAGCUGCAGCGGCUGCCCCUAUUGCAGCAGUAGCUGCUGCUGCAGCGGCAGCAUCGAACCCUGGCCUCAAUGUGGCAGCGCUCCUGGCCUCUGGGACGCAGGUCACGCCGCAGAUUGCUAUGGCAGCACAAAUGGCAGCUCUUCAAGCAAAAACACUGGCAGAGACCGGUAUUGCUGUGCCCAGCUACUAUAACCCAUCCUCUGUAAACCCCAUGAAGUUUGCAGAACAGGAGAAAAAGAGGAAAAUGCUUUGGCAGGGAAAGAAAGAUGGGGACAAGUCCCAGACAGCUGAGUUGUGGGAGAAGCUUAACUUUGGAAACAAGGACCAAAAUGUGAAAUUUCGUAAACUAAUGGGUAUUAAAGGAGAUGAUGAGGCCGAAGCGUCCAAACCAAUUAAUGAAGAAGGCAUGAAGACUCUUCAAAAGCAGGAGGAGAUGUUUAGGAACCUUGAUGUUCAGUAUGAGAUGGCUCGGUCUCAGACACACACCCAGAGGGGAAUGGGGCUCGGCUUCUCCUCCUCAUUCUCUCGUGGAAUGGAUUCUAUCUAGUGCCAGACAAUGGACGUCUUUGCCACUCAUCUGCUCAUGUAGGACCACCAAUUCAUCGCCAGCCCUCAAGCUUGCAUGGAUGUUGCUCUGAAUCUGUAAUUUAUUUAUAGACAAACAUCUCACAUAUUGCAGUGUAAAUAGCCGGAUGCUGAGUCUGUCUCAGUGUUUAUUAAUCUGUACAUCUUUGCUAAAGGAUGCAUCAGUUUGACUGGUUGAUACUGGUUUAAAAAUAGAUAUUUGUUUGAAUAAUGUGGUAGCUUUUUUUUAAAACUCAAAUAUAUAUUGAUAUGUGAUUAUUUGAACAUAAACUGAAUAUUAUGUGGUUCAAGUGGAAAUUGUUUACAUCCAUUCAGUGAAAGGCAUCUGAAGUCAAUGUAGCAUUAUUCAGAAUCCCUCGGUUUCAUUUCUCCUGAUUGGGGAAAAACAGUACAGUGGGUUGUAAUACAUAUUGUCUUCAGGCUUGCCAUGGAGAAGAUGUGCUUGAGCAGAGAAAUCACAUUUCAAAUGUUCUUGAAAUAAAUUAGUUUUGUGUUGAA